Messenger RNA from Paramecium tetraurelia, 811 nucleotides. RefSeq lists its product as uncharacterized. The transcript has 4 exons. Lineage: Eukaryota; Ciliophora; Oligohymenophorea; Peniculida; Parameciidae. The record is from RefSeq and is a predicted model, not a curated record.
AUGUUUAUUUUAGUUUUAUUUGGUUAUAAACAAUAUAAGGUGUUCACCAUUGAUGUUCUGGGCAAUACAUUAUUAGAUUGUAUAUGGACUCAAGCCAUUAAGGAAAUCACUAAACUACUUACAACCAAAGAAGAAUCACAUCAGAAGGACUAAAAGACAGCUUAACAGAAAAUAACAUCAAAUGAGAAGAGAAUUGCAGCAAUCAAUCAGCAACUAUAGGAAGAAGGCUUACUCGAGGCACCCACUGGAAAGAAAGAUGACAAAAAAGGAGCUAAACCGCCUCCUCAGAAGAAGGGCAAAGAUGCUCCUCCAAGUAAUCCUUUGGAAGCAGAAAAAUUGGAAUUGUAAAAGGAUACUGAGAAGUAGUAAGAGUAUGUGACAAAGUACACAGAUAAAUUGAACAAGAUAAAGGUGGCAUCCGAGAAGUUCAGAGAUCUGAAUGAGAGAUAUCAUAACGAUUAAUUAGUGAUUGAAUUGUGUGAUAAAACUGGGGAACGCAAAUUUGUCAAGACCAAAUUAGAUGGAAUUGCGAAUACCUUCUUAAGUGAUAAAGGCACUUACAUUUUAGCCUAUUUGUAAGCCCCUGCCACACCUGACGAGGAAGAAUAGUUAUUGGCAUUAGAAUUUGAGGGUUAUUUGGCAAGAACGGUUGAUGAAGAUAUUGGAGCAGUUGAAGAACCAUUAUUAUAAUUACAACCAAAAAAGGACGAUAAGAAAAAGAAAGGAAAGAAAUGAUUUAUAUGCAAUUCCAUUUGAUUAUCAAUAUAAAAAUCUUUUAAAGCUAAGGCUAAGGUUUAGUUUAGAAUUUCAA